This is a messenger RNA of Closterium sp. NIES-67, 1191 nucleotides long. The record is from the annotation of a GenBank genome assembly. NCBI's taxonomy places the organism in Eukaryota, Viridiplantae, Streptophyta, Zygnematophyceae, Desmidiales, Closteriaceae.
CAUUCAACAUUUUGAUAGGGCGGUACUUGGCACUUUCUUGCUCCUCCCUAGCUUGCUUGUGGCUUCGUGUUCUUGUCUAUUUCCAGCAGCGCAGAGUCCGUAGCCAUGGGGAAGUCAUACCCUACCGUCAGCGAGGAGUACCAGACGGCCAUUACCAAGGCUAGGAGGGAACUGAGGGCUCUCAUCGCGGAGAAGAACUGCGCUCCCAUCAUGGUUCGCCUGGCUUGGCAUAAUGCUGGCACUUUCGAUGUCAAGGAUAAGACCGGAGGUCCCUUCGGAACGAUCCGCAAGCCGGAGGAGCUGGCGCACGGAGCGAACGCUGGGCUCAAGUGGGCUGUUGAUAUCCUUGAGCCCAUCAAGGCCAAGUUCCCCACCCUCUCAUACGGAGACCUCUACCAGCUUGCUGGAGUCGUCGCUGUGGAGGUCACUGGAGGCCCAGAGAUCCCCUUCCAUCCCGGACGCAAGGACGAGGAGAAGACUCCGCCUGAAGGUCGCCUACCAGAUGCCACGAAGGGCUCCGACCACCUGAGGGACAUCUUCUACAAGAUGGGUCUCAAUGACAAGGAGAUUGUCGCGCUUUCUGGCGCUCACACCCUGGGGAAAUGCCACAAGGAAAGGUCGGGAUUCGAGGGCGCGUGGACGACACAACCCCUGAAGUUUGACAACGAGUACUUUGUCAACCUUCUGAGCAACCAGGAGAAGGAUCUGUUGGUGCUUCCCAGUGACAAGGCCCUCGUGGAGGACCCCGAGUUCAAGAAGUUUGUGGACAUCUAUGCUAAGGAUGAGGAUGCUUUCUUUGCUGACUAUGCCGCGGCUCACCUAGCACUCUCAGAGCUCGGGUUCGCUGAUGCUUAAAGCUUUGACGCAGUUUGUUAUAUUUCAGAGCCUAUACAUGAGAAGCGUUUGUAACCUCUUGAGCUAUUUAUCAUCGUGGAAAAAUAUAUACCAUGUGAAGCCAAGAUACUACCAGAACAGAACCCAUGUGUACUAUCUUCCAACUGCAUACCAGCGCACCACAGCUCAGCGUCGCCAGGGACAUUCUGCCAGCCCCACAGUGUAGCGAACCACCACGAGAUUGCGAAAGCGACGUUCGAUUUUACUAUAUCAGCUGCCACAAAACAGCACCGGGUUAGCUGUGUCAACAUGGACCAAAUUGGAGGUCAAAUCCCUAGCGCCGCCAUGUCAUGUCAC